GGAUUAUAAACAAUAAACAUAAACCCAUUUGUUUGCCCUUCAAUUCCCAUUUCCCAUUAUCCCCAUUUCAAUUUUCAUCUUUCUUCUUCCAUUUCUCUCUCUUUCUGCAGACCAACCAAAAGGAGAAAAGACCACCCUCUUCCCUUCCCUUCCCUUUUCCCUCUUUCAUUUCUUCUCUAUCUUCUUCUCUUUAAUCCUUUGAUUAUUCCGAUUCUCGAUCUGCUGCUCUUCACUUUUUGUUCCGAAAUGGUCGAUUCUUUCACCCGACGGCUUAUUGGUGCGUCCUUUUGAUCAGGGUGUUUUUUCUCUUUCAAUUUUUCACCCAUUCAAACGGGUGUUCACUUGUUCAUUUGGCGAUGACAAAUCAUAUGUCUUUGGAUGUUCCUUUGAAUGGAUGUUGGAAGAAACUCGUUUUUUAUGAACUUUGGAUAUCCUACAUCUGCUUGAUUUCCCACAUGACAAACUCCAUGGAAACGGAAGAGGGUAUCGCUAAAUCAUGGUUACAUUUGGAAGACACAUAGCAUUGGCUUAUAUUUAGAUUUGGGAAUUGCAAUCAUUUUAUGUUUCUUUUUUCAUCAGGGUACAAAUAAGCAUAGGUAGUUAAGCAUUUAAAACCACAGUGCUUUAAGGUUGAUGAUUGUCCAUUAGAAACCUCAGUAGAGAGGCAGGCAUCUGACAUACAACAGCAUUAGAGGAAACUCAAGGCUCUCAUCCAAGGGAGAAAAUUAUAUAUGUAAUAAUAAAAAAAUAGAAAAUAAAAAAAGAGAGAAGGAACCUGAGAGAAAUCCUAUUUGGAAUAUACAGAUUAGUCUCUAGUAAGAUCGAUCAUGGGGUUGCCGCAAGUUCCCAUCAGUGGAACAACCGAGGAGGCACCAGCAGGCUCAUUGAGCAUGUUUCUGCAGAGCCCUCCACGUUUUAAUGAUGUGAGUACUUGCAAUUUGGCUGGAGUCUGCAAUGGAGGCUUAAGUAGGUGUGCUGGUAGUUCAACAUACUCUUCCUCUGGAGAUUCUGAGAGAAACUUCUAUAUGGAGCUUCCUAAUUUUUGUGAAAACUUGGCUAAGGUUGGUGGGGGAUCGGAAAAUGCUUCCGAUUAUCAGGGUCCCAAAAUUGGCUCUAUGGAUGACGGUUGCUGGUUUAAGUUCAAAUGUGGACGAGAGAACCAUAAGCCUGUUUCUAGGAUAGUGGGAUUUGCGUCAGGGGAAACUAGUUCUACAAAUGAUGAAAACAUAGUUGAUAUUAGGCUCAAUGAAUCUGAAUCCAGUGGUUCAGCAGUCAGAAAGCGGCUGUUAUCUCCACUGAGUAGCAUGCUUUUUCCAGAUCAGUUUAAGGGCGAUCUUUUGGACAUUGGUGGCAGAAAAACUGAUACCUCUAUAUCUGAAAAUUUAAGAAUUUCUGCACCCCAUGAUUUUAAGAAAGCCCAUGUUGGAAGCAAACAUGAUUUUACCUUGCGAAGUCAAUCUCUAGCAGGUUUAUUGGAACAGAAAAAAAUGCUGUAUGAUGACAGUGAUGUUGUGAAAUCAAUUGUUUUGAGCGAUAGUCCUCUGCUAGAAAACAAGAAAUCCAUUAGUCAGGAUGAGAUUUUGUCUUGUCCAGGACACGAUCAACUCAGUAAGUUGAGUCGAGUAAGAACCCAUGUGGAUUCUGAAAGUCUAUCCCCUGAAUCGGUGUCUGUGGUUCCACUUUCUCUGUCACCUCUUGGUCCAAAGAUUUCUGAGAGAAUGAAAAAUGCUGGAAGAUGCAGAAACAUCAAGAAAGAGAAUGUUGGUUAUCAUUCAUUUCUUGGUGAUAUUGAAAAAACAAUUGGUGGUUCAGACUCACAUAUUUUAUUUGCCUCUGAUGAAGAGGAAAUCAAAUCAUUUGAAGAUGUUAUUUUGGAUAAAGAGUUUCGGCCGUCCUCCCUGGAAAGUUCCAAGAGCGCACGCUGGAUUAUGUCUCAGGAUUCAGUCCCUACUUCUCAGAGCAUGCGCUUUGUUAGAAGUUUGAGUGGACUUCCUGUUAGGAGAUCAUUGGUUGGUUCUUUUGAGGAGUCAUUAUUAUCCGGUCGGUUCUUAUCUGGCAAACUAUGUCAGAAAAUUGAUGGUUUUCUGGCUGUACUAAGCAUUACUGGAGGGAACUUCUCACCGCAGUCGCAGAAGCUGCCAUUUUCAGUAGCAAGUGUGGAUGGAGAUCGCUACUUGCUAUAUUAUGCAUCCAUUGAUCUUGCCAAAAAUUCCUUACUAAACAAGUAUAGAGCUCAGAAAUCCAAACAAGUUUCAAAUACUGAUGAGUCGCAAUUGGUGAAGAGCCGCCUUCGGGUUCCUAUGAAGGGGCGUAUACAACUGGUUCUCAGCAAUCCUGAGAAGACUCCCUUGCACACUUUCCUCUGCAAUUAUGAUUUGAGCGACAUGCCAGCUGGCACUAAGACAUUCUUGCGCCAGAAGGCUACUAUAAGUUCAUCUGUUGCAGCUUCUAUGCAAUCAAGAGAAGGAAAGGUCGACCACAACAAUAAAAUGGCAGACAAUGCGAUGUUAGCCUCCCAAAGAGGUGAGGAUAAAGUGGUUAGCAAGAACAUAAUGGAGACCAAUGGGAUUAAUACUGAACAUAAAUGGGAGAGUUUGAAAAAUGGGAAUGAAAACCGAAGGGAAAGCUCUGAUAUGGUUGAUUUCAUUCAUAAUGGGGAUGGAUCAGAGCAAAUCUUCGAUAACCAAAAAAAAGAUUCUGCUUCUGUAGGUGUUGAGAAUCGGUACGAGAGGCCUGAUCAGAAGGAUGGUUGUUGGGUUGAGAAUUUUUGUGCAACUGACAAGAAACUAUUGCACGUCUGUUCAAAGGUCAAUGAGAAUACUGCAGGCGCUCUACGUUAUGCUCUGCACCUCCGUUUCCUAUGCCCCUUUCCAAAAAAAUCUUCUAGGUCGUCUCGGAAAUCCAAAUCAGAUUCUCUCUCUGCUCAAAAUAAGCCUCACCUGGAUAUAGAUGGCGAAAGAAAAUUCUAUCUAUACAACGACAUGAGGGUGGUCUUUCCUCAACGCCAUUCAGAUUCUGAUGAGGGCAAGUUGAAAGUAGAAUACCAUUUUCCAGAAGAUCCCAGAUACUUCAGCAUCAGCUGACAUGGCCUCUUCCCAAUUAUCAAGCCAAAGCAAAGAUUGUUCUUUUCUAACAUGUAUCAAAUGGUGUACAUAUUGAAUUUGGUGUUUUCUGCCAUUUCCAUCCCAAAAUGGCUUAACCCAAUUCCCAUCAUCUUCCCCUGUAUAUAAUCUCUUCCAUAUUGAACCAAAGUCUUUACCUCUCAUUUGUUCUGUCAAUUGUUCGCAGACAAGUUCAAUUGAAAAAAAAAAAAGGUAAAAAUAAUGAAAAUCUUUUGUCA
This is a messenger RNA of Cucumis melo (muskmelon), 3340 nucleotides long. RefSeq lists its product as uncharacterized. The transcript has 6 exons. The coding region runs from base 828 to 3083 and encodes 751 amino acids. NCBI's taxonomy places the organism in Eukaryota, Viridiplantae, Streptophyta, Magnoliopsida, Cucurbitales, Cucurbitaceae. The record is from RefSeq and is a predicted model, not a curated record.